Messenger RNA from Pan troglodytes (chimpanzee), 3705 nucleotides. It is a transcript of the gene BTBD9, whose product is annotated as BTB domain containing 9. Lineage: Eukaryota; Metazoa; Chordata; Mammalia; Primates; Hominidae. Gene Ontology annotation, biological process: adult locomotory behavior; modulation of chemical synaptic transmission; circadian behavior. The transcript has 11 exons. The coding region runs from base 379 to 2217 and encodes 612 amino acids. Gene Ontology annotation, cellular component: cytoplasm. Gene Ontology annotation, molecular function: protein binding. The record is from RefSeq and is a predicted model, not a curated record.
CUUGGGCCCGGGUGCUCUGGGAGAGCGGUAGCCGUCCCUUUCGCAGUCCACGAAGGUGUAGUGGGAAGUAGACGUCUCGGGGAUUCGGGGUGGCUCUACCAGCCUCCCAAAGAGAGGAGUUCGAAUCAGGGGCAGCCCAGGUUCCCUAGCAGUCUCGUAUCCUGUCUGAGACGACGUUGCCUGGGACUGAGGAGGCGAAACCCGGGACCCCGGGGUGGGGGUUUGGAAAGUUUGGGACUGCUGGGGCCCUCAUCUCCCCUGCCCUGGCCAGCCUCUGAGUAGGAGCUGGUUGUUAUGGAGAGAGUUGUGAAUCAGUGCCUGCGUGCGGCAUCAGACACACCCACGACCUAGAACAACGACUAUCGUCUAUUCCACAAGAUGAGUAACAGCCACCCUCUUCGCCCCUUUACUGCAGUGGGGGAAAUUGAUCAUGUGCACAUUUUGUCUGAACAUAUUGGUGCCUUGUUGAUUGGGGAAGAAUAUGGCGACGUCACAUUCGUGGUGGAAAAGAAACGUUUUCCUGCCCACAGGGUAAUUUUAGCAGCCAGGUGCCAAUAUUUUCGAGCAUUAUUAUAUGGUGGAAUGCGAGAGUCUCAGCCUGAAGCAGAAAUUCCUCUCCAAGACACCACUGCAGAAGCAUUCACAAUGCUACUCAAAUAUAUCUACACUGGGCGGGCAACGCUGACAGAUGAGAAGGAGGAGGUGCUGCUGGACUUUUUGAGCCUGGCUCAUAAAUAUGGAUUUCCAGAGCUAGAGGAUUCUACCUCUGAGUAUCUCUGCACCAUACUUAACAUUCAGAAUGUCUGCAUGACUUUUGAUGUUGCCAGUCUCUACUCACUUCCCAAGUUAACUUGUAUGUGCUGCAUGUUUAUGGAUAGGAAUGCUCAGGAAGUCCUCUCAAGUGAAGGUUUCCUCUCCCUUUCUAAGACAGCACUUUUAAACAUCGUGUUAAGAGAUUCAUUUGCAGCUCCUGAAAAAGAUAUUUUCCUAGCCUUAUUAAACUGGUGUAAGCACAAUUCAAAGGAGAAUCAUGCUGAAAUCAUGCAGGCUGUGCGUUUACCUCUCAUGAGCCUCACAGAGCUUCUGAAUGUUGUGAGGCCUUCAGGACUGCUGUCUCCUGAUGCCAUCCUGGAUGCCAUUAAAGUGCGAUCUGAGAGCCGGGAUAUGGACCUCAAUUAUAGAGGCAUGCUCAUACCAGAAGAAAACAUUGCAACUAUGAAGUAUGGAGCCCAAGUUGUAAAGGGGGAGCUGAAAUCAGCCUUAUUAGAUGGUGAUACUCAAAAUUAUGAUUUGGAUCAUGGAUUUUCAAGGCACCCAAUUGAUGAUGACUGCCGUUCUGGCAUCGAGAUUAAGCUAGGUCAGCCAUCCAUUAUCAAUCACAUACGGAUACUCUUGUGGGACCGAGAUAGCCGGUCUUACUCAUACUUCAUUGAAGUGUCAAUGGAUGAACUUGAUUGGGUCAGAGUGAUAGAUCAUUCACAAUAUCUGUGUCGUUCUUGGCAGAAAUUAUAUUUUCCAGCCCGUGUCUGCAGGUAUAUUCGAAUUGUUGGGACUCACAACACAGUGAACAAGAUUUUUCACAUUGUGGCUUUUGAAUGUAUGUUUACAAACAAAACCUUCACUCUUGAGAAGGGGCUGAUAGUUCCCAUGGAGAAUGUUGCAACAAUUGCUGAUUGUGCCAGCGUGAUUGAAGGAGUCAGUCGGAGCCGAAAUGCCUUGCUGAAUGGGGACACUAAGAAUUAUGACUGGGAUUCUGGCUACACAUGUCACCAGCUAGGAAGUGGUGCGAUUGUGGUUCAGUUGGCACAGCCGUACAUGAUUGGGUCAAUACGGUUACUACUUUGGGAUUGUGAUGAUCGAAGCUAUAGCUACUACGUUGAGGUUUCUACCAACCAGCAACAGUGGACCAUGGUUGCUGACAGAACUAAAGUCUCCUGCAAGUCCUGGCAGUCAGUAACUUUUGAAAGGCAGCCUGCCUCCUUCAUCCGUAUCGUUGGGACACACAACACAGCAAAUGAGGUGUUCCACUGUGUCCACUUUGAGUGUCCAGAGCAGCAGAGCAGCCAGAAGGAGGAAAAUAGUGAAGAAUCGGGGACAGGGGACACCAGCCUGGCCGGUCAGCAGCUCGACUCCCAUGCGCUGCGGGCGCCUAGUGGCAGCUCACUACCCUCCAGCCCAGGCUCCAACUCACGCUCCCCCAACCGGCAGCACCAAUAAAGGAGGCAGCGGGCCUGGUGUGACUUGGUGGGCUCGGGCAGCGGCAGGAAACGGUCUCCUCCCUGAGCAGGGGUCUCUGUUGACUGCCCCCACCUCUGCCCCUUUCCAGGGAGGAGCCGACCUAGCUGCAAAAGCAGACACCGAACAGGUUUUCUCCCAAGGACAGAAAGGGGCUGCUUUGUUCUUCUCAAUUUAUCCAAAUCAGGCUGGUCUCAAGGGGGAGAAAAUGGGUCUUCAAUCUUCAUCAAGUCCACCAUUAACACCCUACCUCUCUAAUCUAGCCCAGGCGCAGGGAACAGGAGGAAGUCAUAGACAGGCCUGUGUUGGAAUACAAAAAUGGCACGCAAACACUCAGGCGGAGGAGAAAGCCAUCGGGCCUUUGCUACCUGGAGGCACCCUUUAGGAAUGGGCCUCCAUAGAGUGUUCAUUCUGCUGGAAUACAUUGCCCUGGCAACUAAAUGCUUUUUUAUUUGUUUUAGUUAUUCUCCAUUCAGUGAAUCAUAGGUGUUCCGGAUCCAUUUGAAAUGCUCAAACAGCAAAUCACUAGUUUUAAUCCCUUUUGAUGCUAUAAUUUUCCUUCCUUGGUUUUGAACGGUUCAGCUUGCGGGGACAGAGACCCAUCAUGCAUGUCUCCUAAAUGAGACACGGAUGCAGCUCAUCCCGGCACUUGGGCCACAGAGGAAGUGCCACAAAUGCACACAAGCAAAUCAACCUGUGGACACUGGAGUUAAUAGUCACUCAUGUGGCUGAGUUACUCACCUGUCAUUCCUGACAUGGAUCCAGCCUUUAAGCUUGGGAGGCUGACAAGGAAAUAGUUACUAUGCCCGCUGCUAAUUCACUGUUCCGAAGUCCAUGUAGAUAAACAUAUACCGAGUUCUGGCAUGGCCAAACCUGCCGGGGACUGCCGUGGCUUAGCUGCCCCUCCAGUUGUGUUUAUCGAAGCAUUGGAGAGGCAGCCACCUGCCCAUCAGCGUCGGGAACGCAGAACUGGGACUCCGUGCUUCCCCCACACCACAGUACUCAACUGGGGACUGAAAAAUAGCAGUUCCAAGAAGCUUUUCUCCUAAUCCUCAUCAAAAGGACCUCAUUUGACGAUGGUGGCUUGAUGUGGCUCCGUCUCCUACUUAGUGAUUUCCAUUCCAGUGCUGCCUGCCCUGGGUAACUGCGCACAUCAUUGCCUGCCCCUCCGCUAUCCCCAGAGCUCCGGCCUCUGUCGCCAUCAGCAUCAGCCUGGGAGUCUCCCCAGGACGGCAUGGCACGUGAGCAGCACUGCAGUCCUUGGGUCCUCAGCGCCAACCUGCAACCCUGAUUAAAGGAGGGUGAGGGCGUGGGAGUUUCCUUUCAGGUGUGUCAAAGACAUAUCAGCUGCGCUCUAGAAAGAGCCAACGGGUCAGCCGCUUCCUCCUAGUUUAACUUGAUUUUGAGUGAUUUGUCCAUAUGGAAAUAGUAGGGUAGCAUCAAACUGUGUGAUUAAAUUGGAAGACUGUC